Messenger RNA from Trachymyrmex cornetzi, 2872 nucleotides. RefSeq names its product putative sodium-coupled neutral amino acid transporter 11. Gene Ontology annotation, cellular component: membrane. Gene Ontology annotation, biological process: amino acid transmembrane transport. NCBI's taxonomy places the organism in Eukaryota, Metazoa, Arthropoda, Insecta, Hymenoptera, Formicidae. The record is from RefSeq and is a predicted model, not a curated record. The transcript is spliced from 7 exons. The coding region runs from base 800 to 2278 and encodes 492 amino acids. Gene Ontology annotation, molecular function: L-amino acid transmembrane transporter activity.
UAUAACGCAUCAGACCUGUUUUUCUGCAAAUAGCGAGAUAUCAGUUUAUAUUAAACCCGUGCAUAUCGUAACGAUCUGAUGCGGAGGUUCGUGCGCGUGCGGCUUACGUAUUUCAUAAAAAAAUAAAACGCAGGAUGAGUCCUGCACGCGAAAUGUAGUUCCGGUGAAACUAGAAUCAUCGACGGGGAAGAUAUAUACGUCGCGGAAUCAAUAAAUCCAGCUGCCAGUCGUUCCCGCGCUUCGAUACUCGACGAAGGGAAAGCACGAGAGAUAGAAAAGAAAUAGGACGCGACCGGUUAACCGGGGGAGAAAGCUGGGAGGCUGCGAGGGUGGGACAAGAUAGAUGAAUGAAGGGGGCGGAAGGGAGGAUACGAGGGGUGCGCAUACGUGGGUAUACAUGUUGCUAGACGAAGAGGAUGCGAGCCUGGCGAUCCUCGGUUUACCGAGAACAGGAGAGAGAAAGGAUAAAAUAUGGGGAGGAUGAUGGGGUGUGAUUGAGGCUCGCGGUGGAGACGGAGGGAGAAAUUGGCGAAAAUAUGUGUACGCGCGUGCGUGAGUAGAGGGAUAGAAUAAGGGAAGCGGAUCGAGUGUACAAGAGAGGGAGAACGGAUAACCAGAGGGGAAAGACGAGAAGCUGAAGAAGGGACAGAAGACAGGCCGGAACUUCAGACGUCUACGGACCUGCCCGCGAACCUCGUUCCCUCCCUUUAAGUUUCGCACUAGUUUUUUUCGCGCUAUCAUUUCUCCCGUUAAAGUUAGGCCGCCCUCACCGCAAAAGGAUCCUGAUCACAAGAUCAGGAUGGUCCACGCCGCGUCCGAUGUCAACGAGAAGAGCUACAUCCUGGAUGCGAGAGAGAAUUUUGAGGAUGCCGGCAGCAUCGCAUCGGAAGAAUCCUAUGAUGACAUGAGACGAUUAGUUAGGGAUGAAGAAGUAGAAAAGUCCAGCAAAUUUAGCAGCCUGCCGCUUGCGAGUUUCAAUUUCAUCAAUUCCAUCAUCGGCAGCGGAGUUAUCGGAAUACCGUACGCUCUGCAUCAAGCCGGCUUCGGUCUCGGCAUCGCCCUGUUAAUUUUAGUAGCGGCGUUGACCGACUAUUCGUUAAUUCUCAUGGUGCGAAGCGGGCGUAUUUGCGGCGAGAUGAGCUACCAGGGUCUGAUGCGAGCGAGUUUCGGUCGUGCCGGUUUCUACAUUCUUACGAUAUUACAGUUACUGUAUCCGUUCAUAGCAAUGGUUUCAUACAAUGUCGUCGUCGGUGAUACAGUGACCAAGGUUCUAAUAAGAGUGACAGGGAUGGACGAGACGAACAUUCUCGCUCAUCGACAAGUCGUCAUCCUCCUGGCAACCUUAUGCAUCACCGUCCCGCUUUGUCUGUACAGAAACGUCGCGCGAUUAGCAAAAAUCUCCUUCCUCUCUCUAGUCUGCGUUGGAUUCAUUCUCCUCGCCAUCGCCAUCCGGAUGGGCACAAUGUCUGCCUUGGUUCCGAGUCAGAAGGACAGCUGGAGAUUCGCCAAUUUCCCGGGGAUCGUUCCGUCCAUCGGUAUAAUGGCGUUCGCCUUCAUGUGCCAUCACAAUACCUUCCUGAUUUACAGCUCAAUUGAAAGAGCGACCCAAGAGAAGUGGGAUAUCGUGACACAUUGGUCCCUCUUUACAUCUUUCCUGAUCGCCGCGGCUUUCGGAGUCGCCGGUUACGCGACUUUCACGUCAUAUGUUCAGGGCGAUCUCAUGGAGAAUUAUUGCUGGGACGACGAUCUGAUGAAUUUCGCCAGGGUGUUAUUUAGCGGCACCAUACUGCUUACCUUCCCUAUCGAAUGCUUCGUUACGCGCGAGGUACUCAUGACAGCAAUCAAAGGCACAGACGAAUUGGAAGGACACGAGGCUUACAUACCUAAUUCGGACCGCGAGUACCUGAUAAUCACCUUGACGAUAAUAUGCAUGGCAUACCUGAUCUCCAUGUUGACGGAUUGCCUCGGCAUCGUUCUCGAGUUGAACGGAAUCCUCGCCGCGGUGCCGCUAGCUUACAUUCUACCGGGUCUCUGUUAUCUCAAACUUGAGGAGGGGCCGAUCCUCUCGUCCAAGAAGCUUCCGGCGCUCGGGCUGAUGACCGCCGGUAUUAUGGCUGCACUAUCUGGCCUUUUACUGAUUAUAACCAACACUUGCUCUGGUACCUGCUUUCACGGCAAGGUAAUGCCGUAUUGCGUCGGCAAUUCGACGACGACGCUACCUCUUAACGCGACCACAAUGUCCACCGACGACUUCGUUCUCACGGAAUGCGGGAUCUAAAAUUAACGGACGAGUACAGUAAACCUUUAAUUGUUAGUCUGCCAAAUUGCCGAAUAAAAGUAUAAUAUGAUUAUAAAUGUCACAGGAUAAAUAACGCAGGCAUCGUUUAAAUUGUCAGAUGGAUAAAAUAAGAUGACACCACGUACACAGAUGAUACUAUGUAUAUGCAUGAUAAUGCCAAAUCGAAAAAUUGAGACUUGAUAUUGGCUCAUCAAUAUCCCACAUUUUGAUGCGAUAAAUUCGAAUACAUAAUUUCGAAAAUCUUGAAACGUGAAAUUUUAUAUGUCACCAACUUGCGAGAAAAAAAGUUUAAAGGUUUUACAAGAUUAAAUAAAGCAGGAUUUUAUCUAGGAAAAAAAUAUAUCAUUGAAAAAAUUAUAAUAUCGUCAUUGCACGGAAAAUAAAAUUGCGCAAAUCAGGUUUAAAGAGAAUAGCGACACUAUUGGGUUUAUAGAAAAUAGACGUUAUAUUGUAACGUCUUAAAUAGCUAAAUCUCACGUUAUGGAAACAAUUUAUGCUCCAAAAUAGACUUUAGUAUUAAAUAUGUGAGACGUAAAUUUAUAGAAAAAAGGAGUGUUAUUGUUUACGUUAAUA